UGCCGCGCGCACAGCUCCCGUCCUGACGCGAAAUCCCCGCCCCAUUCACUCCGAUUGGUUGGAGGACCAUCAGCUCGUUCGGUCCUCCAGCCCCGCCUCCUAUUCGUCCGGAGCUUCCGUCAAUCAGCUGGGCAUUGUGAGGUUGUCAGGUGAGAGGUCACUGUCGGGAGCGGGUUAAUAAACUCCGGGCGGGGUUUACAAAUCCCGAGUGCGGCCCCAGAGCCGAAUAUUAAACAAUGAACAUUCUCCACUCUCAUUAUCCGCCGCUUCCGGCUUCUCUCCGGGAACAACCUCAAACAAAGAGACCAGGGGGAGACAGUGGCCUAGUGGGAAUGUCACUGGAUCAGUAAUUCAGAGACCCAGGGUCAUUACCCAAGACAUUAUCACUCGCUGCGUCAAAAGAAGUUCUUCCUCACAUCUCCUUUCUGUAUUGCACAAAAUCUUUUUGAUUAGUUAAUGGGAACAGUUAAUCUUUAUCUACCUGGUAUAAAACUAGCACAAGUUCUGUUGAAGAGUCAUACGGACUCGAAACGUUAACUGUGUUCCUCUCCCCAGAUGCUGCCAGACCUGCUGAGUUUUUCCAGGUAUUUUCAUUUUUGUUUUUGUUUUAUAAACUUGUACACCUCUAUCAAAUCUCCCAGCAAUCGGCUUCACUCCAAGAAGAACAAUCCCGAUUCCUCCAACCUAACCUUGCAACUAUAAUCCCUCAUUCCUGGAAGCAUUCUGGUAAAUCUCCUCUGCACCCUCUCAUGGGCCCUCACAUCCUUCAUAAUGUGUGGUGAUCACUGGUUUGCACAGACCCAGAUGUUCUGUGUUCGUGUCUGUGAUGUCAUCACGCACCAACAAUUACACGGUAACAUCACCCUGCUCCCUGGGUACUUCCUCAACUGGGAGAUUUUUCUCUGACUCCAGUGCUUCUGAUAUCUUUCCAGCUGCAGGCUCCAGCAGGAGAUUUUAAUAUUGAAAACAGUGGAGUUGUUUCAGAGGAUUUUUUCACAGAACCGAGUCUAGAAACACAUACAGACCAACUCAGAGCUGGUUUGUAGCAGGAUAGGCAUUGGUGGCAAAUGUUCGCCCCUGGCCUCCACUACAGGUCCAUUUUCUUCAAGUCAUAUAGAAGGAGGCUCUUUAACUCAUUGUGCCCAUGCUGACUCUCUGCAAGAUCUGAUCAGUUAGUCCCACAAGAUCAGCAUAUAUUACCAAUCCCCAGUUAGCUGUGGAGAAGAUGUUUGACCUUCUUGACCUGCUGCAGUCUGUGUGGUGAAGGUGUUCCCACGAUGUGUUUGGGGAUUAGAAGGGAAGGAUUUGCAAUUGGGAAACUCAAACCUAACAUCACAUCAGGUUCUGGUGAAGUCACCCAAUUUACUGGACUUUGAACAUGGAAGGAAAAGUCACAGUUCACAGUGGAGAGAAACCAUACACAUGUUCCGUGUGUGGAUGAGACUUCAGCCGAUCAUCUGACCUGUCGAGACUCAAGUGCAGUCACAACAGGGAGAAGCUGUGGAAAUGUGGGGAUUCAGUUACCCGUCUGAACUGGAAACUCAUCGAAGCAGUCACACAGGGAGAGGCCGUUCACCUGCUCUGACUGUGGGAAACGAUUCACACGGUCAUUGCAACUCAUGACGCACCAGCGUGUUCACACUGGGUGCUAGAAGGGAAGGAUUUGCAGUGAGGAAACUCAAACCAAUCAUCACAUCUGGAUCUGAUGCAGCCUCCAAAUUUAUCAUAACUGGAAUAUCAUUUGAUUUUGAACAUGGAAGGAAAAAGCACCGUUCACAGUGGAGAUAAACCGUACACAUGUUCUGUGUGUGGACGAGGCUUCAGCCGAUCAUCUGGCCUAUCGAAACACAAGUGCAGUCAUACGAGGGAGAAACUAUGGAAAUGUGGGGACUGUGGGAAGGGAUUCAAUUACCCGUCUGACCUAGAAACUCAUCGGCGCACUCACACUGGGGAGAAGCCGUUCACUUGCUCUGAGUGUGAGAAGAGAUUCACUCACUCAUCCAGCUUGCUGAAACACCAGCGGGAUCACAAUGGGGAGAGACCAUUCACCUGCUCCAAGUGUGGGAAGGGAUUCACUACCUCAUUUCACCUGCUGACACACCAGCGAAUUCACACUGGGGAGAGGCCAUUCACCUGCUCUGACUGUGGGAAGCGAUUCACUCAGUCAUCCCAACUACGAGCCCACCAGCGCACUCACACUGGGGAGAGACCCUUCAGUUGCUCUGACUGUGGGAAGGGAUUCACUCAGUCAUCCCACCUGCUGACUCACCAGCGCAGUCACACUGGGGAGAGGCCAUUCACCUGUUCCAAAUGUGGGAAGGGAUUCACAUGUUCAUCACGUCUGCUGACGCACCAGCGAGUUCACACUGCUGAGAGACCUUUUAAAUGCCCAGACUGCGGGAAGUGCUAUAAAAGUUCUGGGGAACUGAUGUCCCAUCAACGUGUUCACACUGAGGAGAGACCGUUCAGGUGCUUUCAAUGUGGCACUGGGUUCAGGCGAUCAUUUGAACUCACUGUACAUCAGCACAGUCACACUGGGGAGAGUCCUUUCACCUGCUCUGAAUGUGGGAAGGGAUUCAGUAUUUCAUCCCGCCUGCUGAUGCACCAGCGAAUUCACACUGGGGAAAGGCCGUUCAUCUGCUCUGAGUGUGGGAAGGGAUUCACUCAGUCAUCCCAACUGUCGACACAUCGGCGCACUCAUACUGGGGAGAGGCCAUUCACCUGCUCUGUGUGUGGGAAAAGAUUCACUUGCUUAUCACACUUGCUAACCCACCAGCGAGUUCACACUGGGGAGAGGCCAUUCACCUGCUCCAAUUGUGGGAAGGGAUUCAGUACCUCAUCCAACUUACUGAAACACCAACGGGUUCACAUUGACUAGAGACCUUUUAAAUGCCCAGGCUGCAGGAAGUGCUAUAAAAGCCCUGGAGACCUGUCGUUCCACCAAAAUGCUCACUGAUACGAAACCUUGCAAGUGCUCCCACUGUGGGACUAAGUUCAGGCAGUCAUCUCAUUUCACUGUCCACCAGCACAGUCACAUUGAGGAGAGGCUGUCUCAUGCUCAGGAUGUGGGAAGAGAAUUGAUCAGACAUGCACCCUUCUCAAAUACCAGCAAGUUCUCACCGGAGAGAGGCCAAUCACCUGCUCCACGUGUGGGUGGGGAUUCACUCAGUCAUACAGCCUGCUGUUGGACAGCCAUUCACUUACUCCAAUUGUGGGUAGGGAUUCACGGAAUCAACUGACCUGAUGAAUCACCAACAUGUUCUCACUGGGUAAAGGCUGUGCAGGUGAUAUGAACAUGAAAUUGGAUUCAUUAUUUCAUCCAAUCUUUGGACAGAGCAGCAAGUUCACACUGGGCUGAGACUAUUCACCUGCUCCAUGUGAGGGAAGGGAUUCACUCAGUCAUUUAAACUUCUGACUGAUCAGUGAGUUCACAUUGAAUAGUGAAUGUUUCUGUGUGUGUGUGUAUGUGUAUAUCUCCUUGUAAAGGGAUUUGAUCAUCAUGAAAACUGUAAAAAUGUCAAUGACAAAGUGGAAUGAGGCUAUUCACCUGCUUCCUGUAUGGAAACACAUUUCCUGAUAAUGGAUAUUGUACUUAACAGAGAUCCUGGAAUUAAUUUCAAAUUGUUAGAGUGCUGCUCCCUAAAAGCUAAAUGCAUUUUGUGUUUUUACAGAAUUAUCUGUCUCCCUUUAAAGAAGCUCGGAAACUAGGGAACACAGAGACAUUGGUUUAAUGCUUUUUUUUAGUACAUAAUCCGUUACACACAGAGACCAUGAGAUUACUGGAUACUCACAGGAGGACUCAUCAGAAAUAGUUGUGAGCACAUUAUUUGAAUCUGAUCAGUCUGAUUGAAGGUAGACAUGGUCAACAACUCCAAGCUUUUGUGUAUUGAUCCUUUUUGACUUUAGUAACGUUUCGCUAACUUGAUGAUAACAUGUCAACAUAUUCUGGUUAUUUGUUUAUCAAACAGAAUACAGUAACCGUUUAAAUCUGUCACAAAACUCUCAUAUUUUUCAUAAUAUUGUUGGGUAUUGUAAAGUAGGCUUAUGUUUGUGUGUGUGGAUGGUUCUGUCUGCGUGGCUGAUUUAAUUAAAUUAGAGAUGGAUAGACUGCAAGGUUCAAAUUAUCAAAGGAGUCACGUAUAAAAAGGGCAUGUGAAAUGUUAAUGAAUGAAGUAGGGUAAAGCCUUGGCAGAUAGAAUUUGCAUUUUAAGAUAUGUGCAGAGGUGUUUGGUUUUCAAAAUACAUGAUGAGAUGUUGACAACUAACAAGAUAAAUAAGGCAGGUUAUUAUGUUGAGUUUUCCCAAAAGUGCUGGCCAUAAUGACAACAUAAAAGAUUUUCAUAUUAUGGGAAAAGUAAAUGCCAAAGACAUGAAGGAACAAUGGGUUUUAGAGAUUAAAGAGGAAGAAAUAUAUUUAAAGAAGGAUGGAAGGCUGUGUGUGGGGUGGCCGUGUAAUAUCUGAAAGGUACAAGUGUAAAACCUACUUGGAGAAAAGCCUCUAGCCACUUUGCAGAAGUCUGCUGUUCCCGUAGCCAAAGUUGUGUUAAAAGCCUUUGGAACACCACUGUUGAGUGGGUAACCUUGCUGGAUUGUCACAAUAAAUUUAAAAUCUAUUUUGGACUGUUGCCUUAAAGGGGGUGUCUGGUUAAUUAGGAAUUUGUAGUCUGGAGUCUGGUUAACUAGGAAUUUUGGAAAUUGUUAUAAUAUGGAGUAACCAUGUAACUGUAAUCUUGUGUAUGUGAUUUAUGCUUUUCUUUUGUUAAUAAAUGUUUUAAUUUGAUUU
This is a messenger RNA of Carcharodon carcharias (great white shark), 4783 nucleotides long. RefSeq names its product zinc finger protein 239-like. Gene Ontology annotation, molecular function: DNA-binding transcription repressor activity, RNA polymerase II-specific. The record is from RefSeq and is a predicted model, not a curated record. The transcript is spliced from 4 exons. Lineage: Eukaryota; Metazoa; Chordata; Chondrichthyes; Lamniformes; Lamnidae. Gene Ontology annotation, biological process: negative regulation of transcription by RNA polymerase II. The coding region runs from base 1754 to 2878 and encodes 374 amino acids.